Molecule: messenger RNA, 1620 nt
Organism: Penicillium maclennaniae
Lineage: Eukaryota; Fungi; Ascomycota; Eurotiomycetes; Eurotiales; Aspergillaceae
Exons: 3
Coding region: 1-1620 (539 amino acids)
Biological process (GO): transmembrane transport
Cellular component (GO): membrane
Molecular function (GO): transmembrane transporter activity
Source: RefSeq, a predicted model, not a curated record
AUGAGCAACCACGAUGAUGAAAAGGGCCUAGAGGUCACCCUCGCGCCAGACGAGCAACCUAUCCACGCGUCACGUCCCAAAUGCUUCAGCUCUACUUUCCAAGAGUACCUAUUCGUUCUGACAGCGACCAUGGCUAUUGGACAGCAGUCUUUUUUCCAGGGAUGUAUCGUGGGCGUGACGGCGAGUAUAGGAAAGGAUUUGAAGAUGAAUUCUGCCGAGAUUACAUGGAUCAAUGCAGGUGCUUCUCUGAGUAGCGGCGCUUUUCUCUUGACCUUUGGCAAAUUGGCUGAUAUGUUCGGCCGCAAAAGUCUCUUCAUCAUCGGCAUGGCUGGAUUCACCAUCUCGCUGUUGAUUGCGGGCUUUGCGACGAAUGCCAUCUAUAUGGAUGUUUUCUCCGGUAUUCUGGGCAUUUUCGCCGCGGCUGUGGUUCCGCCGGCGGUGGGAACUCUCGGUGCGGUGUAUGAAAGGCCCUCGAAGCGGAAGAAUCGUGCCUUUGCGUGCUUCAGUGCUGGGAAUCCGCUUGGAUUUGUGGGUGGCAUGAUUAUCUCGGGCGUUGCGUCGCAUGAGUAUAACUGGCGGGCGUCCUUUUGGGCGUUGGCUGUGGUUUAUGCGAUCUUUACGGUGUUGACGGUUUGGACUGUGCCGGCGGAUGGGUUUUCGAGGACAAAGGUGAGUAUGGAUGCGCUGAGGAGCUUUGAUUUGCUGGGGACUGCGUUGGUCAUCGUUGGGUUUGCCUUCUUUUCCAGUUCGCUCUCAUUAGCAGGAGAUGCUCCCGACGGCUGGCGCACUGGUUAUGUCCUGGCCUUGUUCAUUGUUGGAUUUUUCCUUCUGUGUGGGUUUUUGUACUGGCAAUCAGUCGCCAAAAACCCUCUGAUGCCACUAUGGGUAUGGAAAGAUCGCAACUUUUCCCUUCUCAUGGCAGCAUUCUGUCUCGGCUUUAUGGGCUUCUCUGCCGUCACCUUCUAUCUCUCACUCUAUCUGCAAGAGGUGAAGCAUCUCACGGCUCUCGAUAUCACUGUUCGGCUUCUCCCAAUGGUCGUCAGUGGUGUGCUGGUCAAUGUAGUUUGUGGACUUGUUUUGCACCGCGUCAGCAACAAGCUCUUGACUGGUAUCGGCGCCCUGGCAUACACAACCUCCUUCUUGAUUCUCAGUUUCAUGAAAGAAGACGCCAUCUACUGGGCAUACAUCUUCCCAGCUCUCGUCCUUGUCGUCGUUGGCGCUGACAUCCAGUUCAAUGUCACCAAUAUGUAUGUCAUGUCUUCGCUACCUCCUGCGCAGCAGUCGAUUGCCGGGGGUAUCUUCAAUACUGUGUCCAAGCUUUGCAACAAUCUCGGGCUUGGUAUUGCUACUUCGGUGAACAGUGCUGUUGCGAAUCAGAUGACGGCCUCGACUCCGGUCAUUAGGCCCUAUUUGGCCGUUUACUGGUAUGCGUCGGCAGCAGCUGGUCUUUCGCUUUUCGUGGUGCCGUUCUUAACGCUGGGGACUCAGGGUGGUUCGCCUGAGGAGCCGGAUCAUUCUGUGACUGGGAGUGAUGGAGAUGAGAAGAGACAUAUCGUGGAUGAUUUGACUCCCGAAGCAAGAGUCGGAAAUGCUCCUAUGGAGAUUCUCGAAAAGAAAUAA